Saccoglossus kowalevskii is the source of this 1677-nucleotide messenger RNA. RefSeq lists its product as uncharacterized. The record is from RefSeq and is a predicted model, not a curated record. NCBI's taxonomy places the organism in Eukaryota, Metazoa, Hemichordata, Enteropneusta, Harrimaniidae.
AUGAACAGAAGUAUUUUUGCAAGGCAGCCAGCACAUAUUCUUCUUGUGGAUUUCUCUCCACCAUUUGAUAUAGACAUAUGUCACAAUUUACACCAGUCUCUGGAGAAUUUGUUCUCUCUGGUUUGUAAUCUUGGUGGACCAUGUCGCACGCCAAUCUUUGGUCUCUUUGCUCUGGGAAGUUAUCCAGAGUGCCUUUUCCCACUUCAGCAUGUAAGAGGUAAUUAUCCAAAAGUGUACAGUGCAAUUAUUGAGUUGAAGAAUUAUUUGUCAGAUGGUACAUUGUCAGCUAAAAACUGUAGCUGUGUAACUCAGGGAUUACAAGAAGCUCUUGGCCAGUUCAAACGACAAGCCAAUACAUUCAGACAGAUGACUGGUUUUAGUAAUCAGCUAGAAGUAACUAUCAUUACCGCACAUCAAGCAACUGUUAUUUGUCAACAAGUAGAAAAAAUGACUAGUAAUAUAGAUCUAGAAAAUGUAAAGAAAAUUCAAAUUGUAUCGGUGACUAACCCAGAUAAGUUAGUCUUUGCUGAAGAUGAUUUUGAAAGUACUUGCAGUCAAGGCAGUAAAAGUAGCAGCACUAAUACUACAUGUUCUACAGAUAAUGCAGUUCUGCUAACCUGUGGUAUAGUAGAUGUAUUAGACAUUGAAAAUGAUGAGUUAAGUCUGCAGAACUUCUUCAAAAGUUGGCUUCAUGACUGUGGUACUGACAGAGAACAUCUCCAUAUAUUACUACCUCCAGCCAAGAAUACAACCACUGAUGCUGGUCAGCAAAAACAGAACAUAAUUUUGAAAUGUGACUUGCAUGAACGGCUCCUCAAUCCUUCCCAGCUUCCCUUCCAGGCUCAGUAUUGUUUACAAACAGAUGCGGUUAAUGCUAAACCAAUACUAGCAUCAACAGUUAACAAAGGAAACUCUCCUUUGGUGACUAUUAACCGAUUGAAAGCCAGCAAACUAAUAAAAGCAGACAGUGUAUGUGAAUCAGUGUUAUAUGGUGUGCCAUUGAUGGUUAGACCUACUGCUUGCUGGAAAUUAGACUGGGAAGAACUAGAUACUAAUCAACAAAAUUUUCAGGCAUUCUGUCAUCUCCUGCAAGAAAAGGAAUUUUUCCUGUUAGCGGUACUAGAUAUUGAAGAUGCAAGUAUCAACAAACAUAAUCCAUUCAAUUAUCAAGCUGAGCCACCUAAACCAUGUGGUUAUUUCUUAUUGAUGCCUUCACAAAGUACAACAUUGUUGAUUAAAUCAAUUGCCGUAAACGAGUUAAUGCUACCAUGCGAUUUUCAAAUACCCACAGAAAGACCUGUGAGUGAUACCAUGGAGAUGUUAUCAGAUUCCCUUGGCCAGUUGGAAGUAGAAGAAUCUUUCAAUCCAUUACUUGUGAAAUCUUUCUUGUAUAGAAGUCUCAGCAGUUCAUUACUGAAGAAUUCAACUCCUAGACAGCAGAAAAGGAAAAACUUUUCAAAUCACUCCCUGAAUUCCAAAACACAGAAUACGUACCAUUCUACAAGAGGAAGGGGACAGGGCAGAGGAUCAAUCAGGUCACAAUACCCGCCGGUAACUUGUCAACCAAAAUGCCGCCCGGUAGCUCAAGUGCCCAGUCAGCAGAAAAGGUACUGCCCUCCCCCACCACCUACUGCUCAGGAUGUCUAUACAUUUGAAGAUUUUCCCAAUGAAUUGUAG